CCUCCACCACCUCGCAUACUUUAUACUCUCUCCACAUCCCCCCCUCUCCCUUUCUUUAUUUUUAUUCUCCGAAUAUGUGCUUUUCUGAGCUGUAGAGGGCUGCAGCUUCGGCUGCAUCUUUGUCACUAUUCUCCGUGGCAAAGGCCAAUUCCAUCUGGGUGCAAUCAUUAAUCUCCACACACCGCCCAACGCCCCGCUAUGCCUCACAAACAGAAGAAGAAUUUCAACAAUGCCCCCCAGAUUGGCUCUCCUCGAGCGGAGAAGAAACAGCUCUCCCCAAAUCCGUCCGCUCGUUUUGCCUCGCCCGUAGUGGCCCCCACCAAUUAUCAGGAGAUCCACCAGAACGAGGUGGAAGCUCUGCGCUCCAUUUACGGCGAUGAUUUCGAAGAAGUUGCCCACAGGCGCUCCGCCUGGCAGCAAUCCUCCGAGCUCGUCUUCAAGCUGCAUCUCCGAGCCUCGUCCAAUCCCGAAGUACAUCUAGAGCUGCUGGUGGAGCUACCGACUACCUACCCCAAGACGGUACCGAAUCUUUCCUUGGAGAACCUCGACGAUCUGCGCCAGGGUGCUCGAUCGAGAAUCAAAGAGAUCGUUCGCACUAAACCAAAGACACUCUUGGGCUCCGAAAUGAUCUAUGAACUGGCCGUGUCUAUCCAGGAUGUUCUUGAGGACGUGGCCGAAGCGCAGGCGCAAGAUAAAGACCUACCCAGUCUCGAAGAGGAGCGCAUGGAACAAGAAGCCGCCGCAAAUCAACGAGCCGAGCUAGAGCGACAGGAGGAACUGCGCAAACAGGAGGCGGCCACCGCAGAGGAGGAACGUGCACUGCAGCAAUUGCUCGAGGACAGGCUGAGGGAGCGGACAAAGCUUUCGCGCCGGAAGAGUCGCACGCCUGGCCUGGAUGCUAAUGGAGACAUUGACGGCGCGCAACAAGUCGCGGGAGCCAUCACCUUCGAUCCGCCCCUCGUUGUGACGGAGCCGGGUCAAGACCCGUUGUUCUUUAGAGCCGUGUACGGAAAGUCACUCUUGAAGAGUCGUCAGUACAAAGAAACUUGUACUGUGAGACCAAUCGCGUCCGACAACCGAACCCAUGCACCGCUUUUGGUCUUGAAGGAAAUGUUUCUCGACGCAAAGGGUGUUGACCCGUUGGAUUUUCGGGAAAAGAUGCGUUUCAGCGAGGAUAAACUGGAGGGUCUGAAAAAGCUCCGCCACCCGAACAUUCGAGACUUUAUUGGGUUCACGAUUUCUCGGCCACUGAGCUCCCAGGAGAGCACUUGGAAGGUCUCUGCGUUAGUUGAAUACUCAAACAAGGGUCCUCUCUCUGAGUUUCUUGAUGUAGUCGGAACGGUACCAGUUGAGAUGCUCCGCAGUUGGACUAUCCAACUCCUGGAGGCUCUUGAAUAUUACCACCGCAGUGGAUUCGUUCAUGGGAAUAUCAGUUGCGGCCGCGUCUUGCUGUUUAGGACACCGACGGGAGGAACUAUUGUGAAAUUGCAGGCCAGCAUUGAAGAGUCUUUGCCUGUGUCCGCCGCUGGCAAACGGUCUUUGACAACGUCCAAGUCACCAUUCUGGAUGCCUCCUGAGUUGGCGCAUGAUGGAGCUCCCCCGACCAUGAAGACCGAUGUAUGGGAUCUGGGAAUAGUGUUUCUCCAGAUGGGCUUCGGAAUGGACGUCCUCCAGCGGUAUACAUCGGCGAAUGCGAUGAUGGCCACCCUAGGUCUAACGUCCCCUCUGCAGGAUCUACUACAUGAAUUCUUUCGACCAGAUCCCAAGAAACGGCCCACGGCUUUCCAACUUCAACCAUCCGAGUUCUUCCGUGUUGAUUCGCCUUUGAUUGCUCGAACGAGUGCUUCAAACUCCAUCUCUCUCCCACGGCGUCCACGUCUUGAUUCUCUUGGAGCACUGCCGGCGUUUUCCCGCUACAACCAGGACUUUGACGAAGCUGGACGCUUGGGGAAGGGUGGAUUUGGCCAGGUUGUCAAGGCGAGAAAUAAGCUCGAUGGUCGUUUCUACGCAGUGAAAAAAAUCUCCCAGAAGUCUACCACUGCGUUGAAAGAUACGUUGUCGGAGAUCAUGCUACUGUCCCGGCUUAAUCACCCGUACGUAGUACGCUACUAUACCGCGUGGAUUGAAGAAGACUACGACUAUGUAGAUGAAGACGCUCUUUCUUCUACAGAUAGUGAUGUCUUUGCCAGUCGGGACUCCCGUGCAUACGACUAUAGCACGGGUGGCUUGGACUUUAUCAGCUCGAGCGGCUAUCCCAAAAUUCAAUUUGGCUCGGAUAGCGAGGAAGACGACGACGGCACACUGUCUAAUCGAAGGAAGGGAAACACCCCAGAAACUUACGAGACCGAGAGUGGCACAGGUCGGGAGUUGAGUCGAAUUGCGUCGGGUUCUCAAGGCAGACCAGUACAUACCACUCUUUACAUACAGAUGGAAUACUGUGAGAAACACACUCUUCGUGAUUUGAUUCGAAAUGGUCUGUAUGAUGACGUUGAUCGUUCAUGGCGUCUGUUCCGCCAAAUUCUCGAUGGUCUUAGCCACAUUCAUGGCCACGGCAUCAUUCAUCGAGAUCUCAAGCCGGACAACAUCUUCAUUGAUGUUGCCAACAAUCCACGUAUUGGAGAUUUCGGCUUAGCUACCAGCGGCCAAUUUACUACUGCGGUGUGCUCUUCUACAACGGCAGAUUUUGAAGGCAAUUUCACCCGGAGCCUGGGCACAACCUACUAUGUCGCACCGGAAAUGAAAUCUGGCCUAGCAGAAAACUACAAUGAGAAGGUGGAUAUGUAUUCUCUGGGUGUGAUCUUCUUCGAGAUGUGUCAUCCUCUUCCGACGGGCAUGGAACGUGAUCAGACAUUGCGGGCGAUAAGGGAGCCGCACCUCACGCUUCCACCGACGUUCCAAUACUCUGAGAAGGUGGUCCAAGGCCGGAUAAUUAGAUCACUGCUAAGCCAUGAUCCGAGCCAACGGCCUUCGGCGGCCGACCUUCUACAUAGUGGCCAGAUCCCUCUACAAGUCGAAGAAGAGACCUUCAGAAGAGCUAUCAUGCAUCUCUUAUCUGAUCCCAAUUCGCCUGAUUACAAGAAGAUUCUUUCCGGAAUAUUCUCCCAGUCUCCGAAAAAAUACGAAGAUAUCGCCUGGGACAUGGAUUCGCGCGAGUCACCAGCAGCCCACGAGCUUCUGGUUCGAGGCCUGGUUAAAGAAAGAUUGACUUCUAUCUUUCGCCGGCACGGAGCGGUGGAGACAACUAGGCAGAUGCUGUUUCCCAGGUCUCAACACUACAAUAACGGUGCCGUGAGAUUACUGGACUCUUCUGGAAACCUGCUUCAGUUACCAUUCGAUCUUACUUUGCCGAAUGCACGUGCCAUACCCCGACAGGAUCCUUCGCUGGAGAAGACAUAUGCUUUCGGCACUGUAUACAGAGACAUGCCUCAUGGAGGGGAGCCUAGGACCCACAAAGAGGUGGACUUUGAUAUUGUAUCGCACAAUACUCUGGAUUUGGCGUUGAAAGAGGCGGAAGUCAUUAAAGUUCUGGAUGAAAUCAUUGAAGAGUUUCCACCUUUGAGGUCUUCUCCAAUGUGUUUUCUGGUCAAUCAUUCCGACUUGCUUCAACUUAUCAUGGAAUUCUGCCGUAUAACUCCAUCUCAAAUCCCUCGUGUAAAGGAGGUCAUUAGCAGGUUGAAUGUGGGAAAAUGGACGAUGCAGAAGAUCAGAAGCGAGCUUCGAUCGCCCUCCAUCGGUGUUGCUUCGACAUCACUGGAUGAUCUUGCUCGCUUUGACUUUCGAGACUCUCCCAAGCAAACGCACAAACGACUGCGGGCAAUCAUGGAAGGUACCCGGUUCGCUGAGCGAUUGGCGCCCAUAUUCGCUCGCAUCAACAUGCUAGUUGGGUAUUUACAGGGUUUUGAUGUCAAACGAAAAGUUUAUGUGAAUCCUCUUGGGAGCUUGAAUGACAAGUUCUUCCGGGGAAGUAUUCUGUUCCAAUGUGUCUUCGACAGUAAGCGGCGUGACGUCUUCGCUGCCGGUGGACGAUACGAUUCUCUAGUUCAGGAGUUCCGUCCAAAAAUGCUGGCGAGUCGCGCGCACACUCACGCUGUGGGGUUCAAUCUGAGCUGGGACCGUCUUAGUUCAGCUAUGCUUGAGUACCUCGGCACCGGGAUCUCUGCUAAGGCAUCCGUGAAGCAUCCUGAGACAGAAAACGGGGCGUUCUGGAAAACGAGAAGGUGUGACGUUCUUGUUGCCAGUUUCGACCCGACUGUGCUACGUACGAUGGGGAUUAAGAUCGUUCAGGAUAUGUGGGCCAACGAUAUUAGUGCCGAACUCGCUGUGGAUGCUUCGUCUUUGGAAGAACUACUCAACAAGUACAAAGAGGACAGCCAUAGCUGGAUCGUCAUAGCCAAGCAAGACAGCCAAGAACGUGGCUUCAAAGUAAAGAGUUUCUCUCCUCGAGAAGAACUAGAUAUCCGAAGCCCCGAGCUAGUGCCUUGGAUUCGCCACGAGAUGCGUGCGCGCAGCCAACGGGAAGGCACAACAGAGCCACAGCGACAGUCUCGACUUUUGAGCCAAGCAGAAGCCAGCACAGCGAAUGGUGACCGGGCCAGUGAUGUGCGCAUUCUGAUACCACAGCACCGGAGCAAGAAGUCGAACCGCAGGAACAUCGUCGAGUCUGCUCUCUUCCGAUCCCGCGAGGUCGUCGAAGAUGCCUUGCAUGGCCCGAUCGCCGCUAUUGAUACCCGCGACGAUCUUCUGGAGGCGAUCAGAAACACCCGCCUUUCCGACCCGGAAAGUUGGCGGGCGGUCAUCCAAAAUGCACCGCUGACCGAGCGCAAAUACCUCAACCAGGUGCACGAACUGCUCUCCGAUCUCGCCAAUGAGGCGCAAACCGGUGAUGGUACCGAGCUUUAUACAAACGCAUUUAUCUACAAUUACCGGACGGGGUCGUGUAUAUACUACGAUUUAGGAGUCGGCUGCUGAGGGGAAUGGGUGGAAUGAUG
Molecule: messenger RNA, 4988 nt
Organism: Aspergillus homomorphus CBS 101889
Lineage: Eukaryota; Fungi; Ascomycota; Eurotiomycetes; Eurotiales; Aspergillaceae
Gene: cpcC
Product: putative protein kinase (Gcn2)
Exons: 7
Coding region: 199-4968 (1589 amino acids)
Biological process (GO): regulation of translational initiation by eIF2 alpha phosphorylation; DNA damage checkpoint signaling
Molecular function (GO): ATP binding; protein binding; eukaryotic translation initiation factor 2alpha kinase activity
Source: RefSeq, a predicted model, not a curated record